GAACGGAACAUUCCAAGUUCACCAACAACCGGAUCUCGCUCACCACCGAGAGACACCCUAGCUUUUGAGAAAGAUGUCAAAAGAUUACGACGUGAUAUUGCCGCUAUAUCCGAUUUUUUUGAUCAGAUAAGCCCUUUUUUAAGCCGCCGCGUCAAUAGGAUUGUUGAUGCUGGACUUUCUAAGGCUCACCAAAGUGACCUUUACGAGCACCAUAUAGAGCUGCUUACAGAGAUUGGAGGAGUUCUUACCGUAAAUGAUACCAAUCCGGCUAUUGAGAAUCGUAAGCUUGACGAGAUGGAGAAAAAUAAGAGGAGGAUAGAACGGGAGCGCGAAAGAGCGAGAGAAAGAGAAGCUCGAGAAAUGGCACAGCAACAAAGCUUACAGGCAAUUCAAGAGCCUAUAGAUGAAAGUGCCGUAUCUUAUUUACCCGAUUCGUCACUUCUUUUUAUAGAUAUAGAGGGGGAAGCGCGUUUGUGAGGGUAUUCAAAUAUGUCAAUUUGUAUGUAAAAUUCG
This is a messenger RNA of Talaromyces stipitatus ATCC 10500, 513 nucleotides long. RefSeq lists its product as uncharacterized. The annotation marks the transcript as partial. The transcript has 2 exons. The record is from RefSeq and is a predicted model, not a curated record. Lineage: Eukaryota; Fungi; Ascomycota; Eurotiomycetes; Eurotiales; Trichocomaceae.